Molecule: messenger RNA, 612 nt
Organism: Frankliniella occidentalis (western flower thrips)
Lineage: Eukaryota; Metazoa; Arthropoda; Insecta; Thysanoptera; Thripidae
Exons: 3
Coding region: 191-610 (139 amino acids)
Source: RefSeq, a predicted model, not a curated record
GAGUUUUCCAGGUUAUGUUGUUUAUUGGAUCGUCGACCAGCUGAGAAGCAUUGCUCAUUCACAUUGCUUUUCAUAUUCGGUCUCGCAAAACCUGGCGCGACCAACCCCGGUUGUCAAAAUACACUGGCUUCUGUUAUUAUAGGUAAUUGUAAGCUCCCAAGCUGCUCCCAAGGCAGAAUUAAAUUCUAGAAUGGAAGCUGAAUUAAGAAGUUUACGGUCUCUCUUAACUGUUGCAAGGAAUGAAAUAAACAACUUAAGACAACAAAUACGCUCACUGAACCAUGUUCAUGAAAAAGAAGUUGAUGAAGUGAAGAGAAUACUUCAAAGCUGGCGAUGCCCAGGCUGCAAACAGAAAAAUAUUCAAGACCAUGAGUAUGGAAACACCAGUGGUUCCAGUAACAGCAAUCAAUCACAAAAUCUGGUUGGACCAGAGACAUUAGAGCUCUCUCCUAUUGGCAUUAUUAAUUCAUGGUUUCCUGAAAAACGAGGCACUCCACGUCAACCUGGUGUCAGUGGAAGCGCACGGGGGAAACUUACUAUCUUCAACACAGUCUUCACAAAUCCUGAACACGCCCUGGAGGGCUUAGAGGAAUACUCACACAUGUGGUAAAA